Messenger RNA from Drosophila mojavensis, 877 nucleotides. Its product is annotated as transmembrane protein 230. The record is from RefSeq and is a predicted model, not a curated record. Bases 117 to 521 code for a protein of 134 amino acids. Gene Ontology annotation, cellular component: endomembrane system. The transcript is spliced from 2 exons. Lineage: Eukaryota; Metazoa; Arthropoda; Insecta; Diptera; Drosophilidae.
AUUCAGUCAGCUGUUUCAUUUUGUUCUCUGUUUAGCAUUGAAUGCAUGAUGCAUGUCUGAAAACGGUUUAAAGUGAAUACGAAACUGGCCAUAUCAAUGACACUCCGCAUGAUCUAAUGGAAAACAUCAAGUUUUCAAAUAUGUUGCCAAAUAAGUCUGAUUCACGCCGUCGCUUGAAUGCAACUGGUUUGUCGACUGGUGAUUACAAGGUUAGCACCGACACCACCGAGACAGAUGGCUUUGUGAAUGAACAAUGGGUAGCGCCGAAUGUGGAGGAACCGAUACCAUGGAAGACCAUUGCAAUCAUUCUUAUAUUGUUCUUCGGUGGAACUAUAUGCAUAUGCUGUGCAACCAUAGAUUGGCUAGCGGACGUAAAUCAGGAUAGGUCAGAUCGCAUCGGGGCACUGACAAUCAUAGGUGCAUUGACUAUAAUUCCUGGCGGAUAUUAUCUCUACGUUUUAUUGUGUAUUUUAAUGCAUCGCACUGGCUACACAAUGGACGAUAUACGUCGACUGGGAUAGAGAAAAAAUUUCCACGAAAGUGUGUUUAUUAUUGUAUUGCGUUCUUUUUAUAUUUUUAUAUUCUACCAUUUGUAAACAUAUUUUUUUUCUAACUUUCAUUUAUUUAUUGUAUAAAAAUAUUGUAAAUACAUACAUGUUAUCAAAUUUUUUGUUGUGGUUGAUGCUCUCAGUUUAAGAGUUUAGUAAGCGAAACAUUAACUACCUAACAUUUCAUUUUGUUGUUUCAAAGUUUCUAUAUAUAUAUAUAUUUAUAUAUAUAUGGUAUUUACAUAUAUUAUGGCAUUCUAGCUGUAAAGUAUAGUGCAUAGUUUGAGCUUAAAUAUAUAUUUUUAAUAUAUAAAUAUGAUGCAUAAUAA